Neocloeon triangulifer is the source of this 2829-nucleotide messenger RNA. RefSeq lists its product as uncharacterized. The coding region runs from base 273 to 2567 and encodes 764 amino acids. NCBI's taxonomy places the organism in Eukaryota, Metazoa, Arthropoda, Insecta, Ephemeroptera, Baetidae. The transcript has 5 exons. The record is from RefSeq and is a predicted model, not a curated record. Gene Ontology annotation, cellular component: plasma membrane.
UCUCGCGGGACACACACAUUGCCUACACCACACACUUCCUCUCUUCAAAGGCUUGCAUCUCCAAAUUAGAGUUUAAUUAGCGCCACCGCGAGCGAGUAAUUGCGAUUGGCUAUUUUAGUCCGUGUGCGACGACACAGGCGGAAAACGAAUAAAAAUAAUUCGCUGCAACAUGCGUUUCGUCAUCGAGAGCGGGACUUGAAUUGCAAGUCAAUCGAUCAGAUCAGCAGAGAUGACCAAUCUUUAGAACGGCGCGCAAAAGCUCUGAUUUGGAGAUGCACUUUUGCCCGAUGGUGCACUUGACUGCACUCGGUCUAGUGCUGCUGGCCGGAUCCACCACCACCCUGGCAGCCAACAAUAAGACUGAAGGUUGCAGCCUCGUGUUCAACGCCGAGCGUCCGGUGCUAAUCAGCAGCAGACACAACGACUCAACCACGCCCGUCCACUGCUCCUACGUCGUGCACACACCCCCGGGCACCCUCGCCGGACGAAUUUUCCAAGUCAGUCUCGAGCACUUUAACGUGGGACACCGCACGGUCAGCGGGGGCGCCUGCCAGGACGGAUGGGUCAAGAUAGGCGACUCGCUUUAUUGCGGCGGAGGAGUUUCGCCAAAUACGUUCCUGCUCUUUCCAACCACUGAGCACAACCCGAGGAUCAAUGUGGUAGUUCAUCCUGGCGGAAGGAACCACGAUUUUCAAGCGCGAGUAGAGCUCCACUCUCAACUAACUCUGCAAGAGAAGCACCACCAGAUGAUUUUGGUUACGCCUGGCAAGAAAGUGCAGUUCACCGAAUGCGACCGCAACUUCAACUGCCUCGAGUACCCAGGGUACUGUCAGGUGACCUCACCUUCCUACCCUGGAGCCUACCCUCGACCUAUGAACUGCUCCUACCACCUUAAAUCACCAGAUUCAGGAAUCAUCAUCGGUGGCCGUUAUGAAUUGUUCGAAGUCGGUGGAGGUCAGCGCCUCCACUACGGGGCUGCGUGCGAACUGGACGACCACCUGGAAAUCUACGACGGCGGCGAGUUGGUGGAUAAGUUUUGCGGCAGGGCCAAGAAGUUUCCAAAGAUUGUUUCAAAAACUAGAGACGUUACAAUCAGGUUUGUCUCUACACACGCUGGUCCUCCGUCCAGAGGGUUUGCACUUAGCAUUGAGAGGUCACCACCUCACCUUGCCGACCACCAAUUUCGCUGCUCCCAAACCUUUAAAGUUGGCUCGUCCAUUGACUACCUAAAGUCGCCCCACCACUGGCUGGCGCCCAAGAGCCACUGCUCCUACCACUUGGUCACAAAACCAGGAAAGCAAAUAUGGCUCGCCUUCAAGACCCUGAGGACCAGGUCAACCUGCUCGGAAUUCGACGAUCGGGUUCAAGUUUGGGACGGACUCGAGAUGGUCCUUAGCGUCUGCAAAAAUCACACUCUGAACUUUCCGGUGGUCAGCAAGUCGCACCAGUUGAAAAUAGUGUACUUCAGUCCUGCAGGCACCUUUGAUGCCAGCAGCAGGCUCUUCUUCCACGUCAGGUUCACUUCCGUGAGCUCCAUCGAGACAGGACGCCAUGCACGGGGCACAUGGUGUGACAUAGAAUUCCUGCCAAGCCGCUUGGGAGGACCAUUUUCUCUGCUGAAUCCAAAGGAAAUUCUCCUCGAGCCACCCAAAAUGCCAAAAGUUCUUAUUUGCAGGUAUAAAUUUAAAGCUCCGGAGGGGUACACAGUGCGUCUUAAUCUAAACCACGCUGUUUUCGAGCCUCUCUUCAAAUGUGUAAAUUCAAUCUGCGACCCCAAUCUAGGGCACAACGCAACCUACGACAGGCUGCUCAUAUCAGAAAAGAUCGAAACCAUCCACCUAGGGUGCGAAUGCGGCGGAAGGAUGGCCGAAAAGCACCACCACGCGCAAAUUUAUCAUUCAAGAGGGUCGGAAAUGCUUUUGCAGCUAAAACUGCGGCUCAACCCUGAGCUUCUAGAGUCUUCCAUGAAAAACUCGCCUGAGCUGUACCAGUUCCAGGGCAGAUAUCAAUUCGUCCCUCCUGACCCCGACCACCUGCACUGUGGGCACGGUGAAAUAAACGCUCCGAAUGCCACCUUCUUUUAUUCCUCCUUCCAGUUCCCCAUAGUUGACAAGUAUGUAAACUCGCCGAUUUUGUGCCAAUGGACGGCUCAGGGUAAUAUCUCGAAGAUCAGGGUCGAGAAACUGAGCCUGGCGAAAGACUGCAGAAACAACUUCCUCCAGAUGAAAAUCUCAGGACGGGUACACAAAUUGUGUCACGAUUCGCAAAACUGGAACUUGACUUUGGAGGAGCCCAUAGAUCAAUUUGAACUCUUCCUUGUGGCAAGCAAGGGGGCUCCCCAAGUGUUGAUCGACUGGGGUUCAGGUGAAGAGGAGCCCGACCCUGAGGAGAGUUACGAUAUUCUGACGUUGGUUCUGCUAACAGUUUCCGCAGCCAUUGUUACCAUGAGUGUGGCGUUGAUUGUGGUCAUGCUGGUCUGGAGGACCAGGACCCAAGUUUGGACAGUUUGGAGACACAAAAGUGAGCAGAGAUACAAUACAGUGACCAGACAUUCAACCUAUUGGUAAUAUAUCAAUAUCUAAAUAUCAGUAUUGUUAAAAAAAAGGAGCAAUAAGUGUCUCUGUGUACUUAAUUCAAUCUCAUGCCAAAAUUAUAUCAUAUCUAGAAUUAAAAUGUGGAUUUUGAAUAAAAUAUUAAAAUCCUAAACUAGUGAAUAAAAGCAGAAUUUAGAUGAAAAUGUUUAAAAUAGAGAAUAAUUAUGUAUGAAAAAAUGAAAAUAAAUCAAAUAAAAAUUGAUUGAAGUUGUUGAUGUUAUAAUCAUUAAUUUAA